Messenger RNA from Drepanopeziza brunnea f. sp. 'multigermtubi' MB_m1, 1758 nucleotides. Lineage: Eukaryota; Fungi; Ascomycota; Leotiomycetes; Helotiales; Drepanopezizaceae. The record is from RefSeq and is a predicted model, not a curated record.
AUGAUUCGCUUACCGCCCUCAGCACUUCAACUGGGUGUGAGUGACGUAAGAGAUUACGAGAAGCGACAACAGGCUAGGCGUAGAAAGAAAUGCAGCGAGACAAGCAGCAUCAGCUUCAGCAUUAAUAUCAAUAUCAGCGACCAGUUUUCUCGCAUUGGAAUUCGCGCGUCUAACGACGAUAAGGGGGGGACUGGCCGGGUCCCUCAAAGCCAAAGAAGCCGUCAUUCGAUGCCAGAAGGGAACGACUUCAGGAAGACGAUCACCCUCCCUACACCAAGCUCUACGGAUACUGUACCGGUCGAGGUAGUCUCCCCAGAUACAUCGAAUAGCCUUUGCUUGACUAGCGAUCUCGUGAUCCGGUCGCCCUCGCAAGCAUCAUCGACCAGCUCACAAGAAUUAUCCGUAAUAGAACUAGAGGGCGAUGAACAUGGCUAUGUGAAUGUAAGACUGGAUCAAUCUCCCGAGAACGCUCAUCAUGAUCUUCACAGAGUCUACUCACCAUCGAAGGAUGAUUUCUAUUACGGCGGUUUCAUUGAAACCCCUACCAGAAGUGUUGUGGAUGACACGACGCAGAGUCCCCUCACGCCCAACGAUGCUUCUACCACUCAACAACUACAGCCUCCCAGUUCGCAUAGGCUGCGUCCAAGAGCACUCCCUCGCUCGCCUCUGUUCCUGUCUCAGAAUGCAUCGACCUCUCCCGAACGUCGUCCGACUUCCAAUCUCACUCCGCAUGUUGCCUCCCGAGUAACUCAUCACCACACGCCAAGUAUCCUCUUUUCUCAACCCCCUAGGCGUCCACCUCGUCCUGGCGGGCCGACGAGCUCGACUCGUACACUCAGACACCAAACGAACAGUUUCUCGUUUGACUCGUCAGAGAGAUCGAGUGCGGCGUACGAACAAGAGCGCGUGGUUUCUAGCUCUAGUAAUGGCAUAGCUCGAGGAUCAGCCGAGGUCAACCUUCACGAUGAUCUGAGAGGAAGUUCCUUACAGAGCUCCAGAAACCCUUCCGCUGAAUCAUCCGGCUUUCCAGGAUCUCAUGAGAUACCGGACGAACAUGAAUCAACGGCUCUUCCAGGUGAUCCCGAUCAGAAGUUCGUCAACUACACCAGUCCGAGUCGGUUCUGGACAGCGGAAUCACAGUCCUCCCUCGGGCCGGACAAGAGAGCAGGCUCAGGGCCCAGAUUCGAGCCCACCAGUAUGAAAUCUUCCUACGAGCAUGCAGGCUCACCCCAAACAACCUCUCCUUCAGCCUCGCCAACACCGCGGCACGAACGAAGUCGUGAAGUAUCAGGCGAGCUGGGUCCUAUGACGCCGUCGCGAACAUACCAAAUUUAUAACGAUGCCUUGUCUCCCGAUAUACAGCCCCAAACCCCAGCAAACUUACCGGAAUCGAGACACCAAUCUCGAUACCAUCCCUCGUACACGGCACCAGUGACCCGGGCCGUGGCUAGACGUGGUGCCCCUAUCAACAACAGUGACGGGGAAGGUAUGGCUGGCAUCUACCGAAGACGCCAGGUGCCGUUCUAUACGCCUAUGCGAGGUGGCCGACCACCGUCGCCCAUUGGUUUGACGCAGGGGGGCUUCCAGGGCCUGUACGGAGGCAGAGAGAAUGGAGAUGAUGAACAGAGUUGGGUUGAUGGUGUGAGGUUCAAUAAUGCCGAGACUCGACUUUGGGGUGCCAGAGAUGCCCAGAAUGAGGGUGGCAAUUUGAGGUCGACGCCUGAGCCUGACGAGUGGCGAGUUGGACGCAGGAACUAA